GCGAGGACUCCAGGGCUUGGCACAGGCAGCGGCCACAAUGAAUAACCCAAUCCCUUCAAACCUCAAAUCUGAGUCCAGAAAAGCCGCAAAGAUUCUGAAAGAAUUUACAACAAUCAGCUCUAGGAAUGGACCGGAUAAAAUCAUUCCUCCUCAUGUUAUAGCGAAAGCACAGGGCCUUGCAGUGUUGUCUGUAAUAAAGGCUGGAUUUUUGGUAACUGCCCGAGGGGGAAGUGGAAUAGUUCUAGCACGCCUGCCAGGUGGAAGGUGGUCAGCUCCUUCAGCCAUUGGCAUAGCUGGACUUGGAGGUGGAUUUGAAAUUGGGAUUGAGGUGUCUGAUUUAGUCAUUAUCCUAAACCAUGAACGGGCUGUUAGAGCUUUUGCAAAAGGUGGCAAUCUGACACUUGGAGGCAAUUUUACUGUUGCUGUUGGACCAUUAGGAAGAAAUUUGGAAGGAGAUGUGGCCAUACGAAGCUCGGCUGCUGUAUACACCUACUGCAAGUCUCGUGGACUCUUUGCUGGAAUAUCUCUUGAAGGUUCUGGUUUGAUAGAAAGAAAAGAAACCAACAGAAAGUUUUACGGUCAGGACGAUAUUCGCGCAUAUGAAAUAUUGUUUGGUGAAAUAUUUCGUCCUACCGAGGCUAAAGAACUUUAUGAAAUUCUUGACUCUUUUACGGAAAAAUAUGAAAUUGAGGAGCAGAGCGUUAACAUGAGGAAAAUGGCUAGAGAACAAAGAAAGGAAGCAAAGUCAUCCAGGCCGCGCUCCUUCCCAUCUUCAAGUGGAAAUGAUGGCCAGCUUACAAGACCUGUACACAAAGUUUACCCAGAUCUUCCUAGCCACAGUGUUCCGGACAGGAGCUCCCGAGGAGACUGCGUUGUAGCAACGGCACUUUAUCCUUUCGAAGGACAACACUCGGGCGACCUCCCCUUCCAAGCUGGAGAUAAAAUCACAGUGCUGACGAAAACCAAUUCGCAGUAUGAUUGGUGGGAGGGAAAGCUCAAAGGAAACAUUGGCAUUUUUCCAGCCAAUUAUGUUUCAGUUAACUAAUUAGUUUAAAUUAUUCUUAUCAAAUACAGGUAUGGGAUCUGUUAUCCAGAAAGCUCCGAAUUAUGCAAAGGCCGUCUCUCGUAGACUCCAUUUUAUCCAAAUAAUCCAAAUUUUUAAAAACGAUUUCCUUUUUCGCUGUAAUAAUAAAACUGUACCUUGUACUUGAUCCAAACUAAGAUAUAAUUAAUCCUUAUUCGAGGUAAAACAAUCCUAUUGAGUUUAUUUAAUGUUACAUGAUUUUCUAGUAGACUUAAGGUAUGAAGAUCCAAACUAUGGAAAGAUCCUUUAUCUGGGAAAACAUUCUGGAUAACAGGUCCCAUACCUGUAAUAUGAAUGUGUUAUACACUGUAACUGUUACGUGGCCUUUAUGUCUCACAUUGUCUUACUUUCUGUUCAUAUGUGCCAUAUAGAAAAUAUAUAUCAUUCAAUAUCAUAUAGUUAUACAGUAGAACCCCCAUUGUAUAUUUUUCAGGGGACCUAAAAAAGAAAUGGUGUAAAAUCUUAGAAAAUGAAAAAAUCAGGGAAAUGUAUUGUAUAUUGUGGAGCCACAAAAAUAUGUUGUGCAAUGAAAAAUGAAGGAAGAUUCAAAAUCAGGGGAUAUAAAAUUGAGGUUUUACUGUAUCCAUGAAGUAACAUGUAAAAAUGAUCUGAUGAAAUUGAGUGUUUGAUAUUGUUUCGUCUAUGAAAAUAUAUUUAUAUAUAAAA
Messenger RNA from Xenopus laevis (African clawed frog), 1750 nucleotides. RefSeq names its product SH3 and SYLF domain containing 1 L homeolog (gene sh3yl1.L). Gene Ontology annotation, molecular function: phosphatidylinositol binding. Gene Ontology annotation, cellular component: ruffle membrane. The record is from RefSeq and is marked provisional. Gene Ontology annotation, biological process: regulation of ruffle assembly. NCBI's taxonomy places the organism in Eukaryota, Metazoa, Chordata, Amphibia, Anura, Pipidae.